CUGGGUGUUUGUUUAGGUCGGGAUAGGGACGUCAUCACAUUGGAAUGCGGAUGUCUUCCGGUCCGCUCGGGGGGAGAUUCACUCACAUCCGUCAUAUGUCUGAGCCUGCAGUUCCUGCUGGGAAUGAUCUCUCGGUUUGAGUGAGGCCUGUUUGAGAUGGAGGAAGCUCGACAGGAGAAGUCUCUGAAUCGAGCUUUUGUAAGAAAUGACAAGGAGUCCUGAAUUGUUGAAGCAGAGUAUGCAGACGGGCUUACAAGGGUAGCUGCAGAUCCCUGAGCUGGUGAGAUGGAGGAAGCGUAUAGUGAACUGUACCAGGAGUUUCUUCGCCUGAGGUCACUUUGCCUGAGACAGGCAGCUCUGUUGCAUCAACUCACAACAGCUCUGCAGAAACAGCAAGGUGCCACUGUUCCUAAUGGAGAUCUGGGCGAUAUGAUGUCCAUCCCUAUCCAGUGCACACACGAGAUCCCUGUGUAUGUCCAUGUAAAGCCUCAACCAUUAACAGCCGCAGCACACAACCCUGACGCACAGUGUGGCGUCCAUCACCUCUCCAGAAACGUGGGGACUUUCUCUGAUCUCCUUGCUGAAGAUAUGUCCAAGCUUUGCGUGGAUUUGCCUCUUCAGAGAAAGGAGGAAGGGAAGUUGGAACAGACGGUCGCACCCCUGUUAACCCUGGACUGCUCGAAGUGGCAAGGCGCCUCCUCCAGUGGAUCCAAACAUCCAGGGCAAGCAGAUCAUCCUGGUAGAGACAGGACUCUGCACACAGCGAGGAUGCCUGUGUCUGGCAGUUCCCCCUUGGUCAGUGGCUUCAUGAGUCAGUUUGGCGGGAUGCUGAUGUCCGACGUGGUGCUGCAGUCUCACGUUUGCGACUUCUGCCAGGCCGUUUUCCCCAGUGACACAACCACCAGAGGGGAGUUCCUUCGGCAUCUCCACACGCACAUCACCUAAAGAAAGCUGAUCCUGCUUCUCCUCCUAACAUAUGAGUCAUGUGUUCGUAUGCAGUGGUGGAGAAGGAAAAACUCAGUUAACCUGAUCUCUGGGAACAACAUUGAAAUGGAUCCGUUCUUAAUAUAGUUAGCUGUUAGCCUAUGGAUGAACUGUGCAGAUGCUGAUGCUGUUUCUGAGGUGUACAAUGAACGAUGGAAAUAGUCUUCCUGUGCUUCCAUUGUAUGUGCAAGUAUGGAAAUAUGGCAUCUCACUUUGUUGUUGUUGGUAACCUGUUGGUUGAUAUGGGUUCAGUUGUCACUAACCAGUCAAUAUUGCACCUGUGUAUACCUGUAACUUUAGCAUUUGUAUUCUUAGUGCAGAGUAUGAUAGUGGGGGGUCUUGGUUGAUCCCUGUUUUAUCCUGUCUGCUUUAGUUAUCGCUUCCUUUGAAUGAUCUUCUCAAACUCAGAUUAAGCACAAUCGUUAAUUAAUUUAACUACAAACUACAGUUCAUUCAAACAUGAAUCAAAUUAGAUUAAAUUCAAUUAUUUUUUUCAAAACUAUACCAUUAUUGUUUGACUCUGGAGAAGACGCAGUGUGAAAGUCAUUUGCACCUGAUCAUUAAAUUGCUAAAGUGAGUUAGUUGUUGAGAAGAAGCCCAUUGAACUGUGUGUAGUAUUUUCUCCUACUCUGAUGGCACCAACCUUCAUUAGUGGAUGGGCUGAAGCGCAAGAGACUCCUUCCACAUUAAUUAAUUUAAUCAGAUUCAGUUUAUUGACGAGAGAAAUUCUUCUUUUGCAGACACUGGUAGCGUUGGUAAGCUGCAAAUAAGCACUGCAUGCAUUUGUAUUAUAUGAUUUGUAUGCAAUAGCUCAUUGUGCUUAUAAUGCAGAUUCUGCAAAAUAUUUAAAUAUAUGUAUUGUGUUAUGCAGAUAAUUAGACUUCCUAAUUUCAUGACCAAUCAAUGUACAUCUUGUUGAAUGUUUGCAGACGAGCAUUAAAUCAAUCAUCUGUCUGCUGCACAGCUCUUAGGAACUGAAGCUAAGAAUAGACUCAAAGACUUAACUCCCUAAAUUAGUGCUGCUGACAGCUGAUUGAUGGCGGCGCCUCCUCCCUUCAUCAGUUUCCACAUUAACUGUUGCUUCCAGUAAAGAAACCGAACUUGGACGUAAUUCCUCUUGUAUAAUCAAAAGGCAAUUUUUUUUCCAUAAACAUCAUCAUUAACAUCUGAGCAUGUUUCUUUAGAUGCUGGUUCAGAGAGUCCUCAGUCAUGCUAAUGUCAGCAUGCUAACGAGCUCACAGUGACGAUACUAGCAUGUCGAUGUUUAGCGGAGAUAAUGUUUAGUUUAGCAUGUGAGCAUUCUCAUUCUCUUCUCAUCUUCUGGGGACCAUGAAUGUGUUUGGCAAAUUCCAUGGCAAUCCAUGUAAUACAAGAUAUUUCAAUAAUAAAAACCCCAAAAAUAUCGACCUCAUGGUGGCGCUAGAGAAAAAGUCAGGGGUUCAUCAAAGUCGGUCAUCAUCUGGAAACCAUGCAAGAACCAUAAAAGAACAGUAAUAGCAACGCUUAAUCCUAACCUUUAAUAUCCAAACACAUUGUGUGAAAAGCCUUUACUGUUACAAAUACAGGCUCUACAGUGAAAUAAACUAAAAAUCAUUAAAGCUGAAUUCCAUAGGGUUAUGUGA
Seriola aureovittata is the source of this 2606-nucleotide messenger RNA. RefSeq lists its product as uncharacterized. The record is from RefSeq and is a predicted model, not a curated record. Bases 286 to 945 code for a protein of 219 amino acids. Gene Ontology annotation, biological process: canonical NF-kappaB signal transduction. NCBI's taxonomy places the organism in Eukaryota, Metazoa, Chordata, Actinopteri, Carangiformes, Carangidae. The transcript is spliced from 5 exons.